CGCCCUCCGCGGACCCCUGCCCGGGCCUGCGCGCUGGGAGCGGGCUCUGAUGCCCCCGGGCCGGUCCAGGCAGGCAGCGCCGAGUGGGCGGGCUGCGGAGGACACGCGCGACACUUCGGGAGGUGGCCGCCCCUCCCCGGCCGGCCGCAGGGGCAGGGUCUGGACCGCGCCGCCCCCGGGACACACCCAUCCAGGAGGGGCUGUCACCGCCUUGGUCUCUGCGGGAGGUGGAGGCCCAAUAAACCCCCUGGGGCAGGGAGGUGGCUUGGCUGUCGCCCCCAAGAGCCUGCUUUGUGACCUUGGGGGGCCUUGUCUGAGCAUUCCCUCAUCUGCAGAUAGAGCCCCUGUGGGCUGCUUUGCUGUCCUCUGUGGCUGUAGGUGGGUAGAGAAACCCAUUCCUAGGGGUGGAUGGGGUCUGGACUGCCCCAUGUGCCAGCGGAGGUAGGACAGAAGCUGGCCUUUGGUCAGGGACCCUAGAGGCAGGGGGAAGGGGAGAUACAGGCACUAUGAGAUGCAGGUCCCUAGCUCUGCCUGUGUGGGGAAACCUUGGCACUUGGUUUGGCUCAACAAGUGUUGGCAGGUCUGGGGAGUUGGCUGAAGUGGUGAGGGGGCAGCCCUCUGAGAUCUGGGAUGGCCCCUAUGGAUAUACCUGCACCGGGAGCAAACCCAGGAGAGUAGGGGGAGUCAAAGUCCAUGGACAGACAGGAUUGCAGUGAUCAGGGAAGGAAGUCUCCUUGGAGGACCUGAAGGCCUGAAGGGCCUUGAGGUCAGUGGGGCCACCCAGAUGGAAAGAAGGGGACUAGAAACAAGUGUACCCACACAUAUCCUCCUAUUCCCCUAAGUGUGUUUCCUUGGGUUUGGGACUUUUGUGGAGUGUUUCUAACAGUUUUUAGGCUUUGCCACUUCUUUCUGUCCUUGUCUCUAUUCCUUCUCUUGGAAGCUGUCUUGUCACACUCAGCUCUAAAUGUCUGCAGCACCAUAUCCCAGGGUGCAGGGCCCCAGUGGAAAUGAGGGUCUGGGAUGACUCGGGGAUUUACAUUGAUGAGGCUGCUUAACCUGACCCCCUGUGGCUUCUGACCUGGAAUCAGAUGCCAAGGGAGUCGUGAGCAAAGUAAGUUUUCAGUGGUUUGACAGGUUGGAAAGAGACGGGAGAAGGUGUGGGUCUGGGGCUGGCAGAGAACUCAGGUCUGAGUUGCCAGAAUAUAAACUCUAACAUUCCCCCUGAAGUCCAUUUUUCAAAGUAUUCUGUCCUGAACCUUGGGUUGGGGCACAUGGGAUGUCUGGCUCUGGGCCUGCUAGGGGGACUGCUGUCCUCUGCCGGGGCUGGUCCUCCCCUUCUCUGGUCAUUGGUGUGGGUAGACUUCUUGGGAGAAGAGGCUUUACCCUGGAUCCUCUUUGGAGGCAGAGACUCUCCAUUGCUUCUGGGGUGAUUUUCAGUUUGAAGGACCCCCCAGUAGUGGUCAUCCUGUUCUGGAGCACAACGGUAGGACCAGAAUGUUGAGUUAAAAAAAUUCCAUGUCUGUCGCAUCAACCGCAGGCUUUACAGCCAUUUCUUCAGUAACUUAUGCGAAUGUUUGUUGUGUGUCUGGCAUGGGAGGGGAUUCAGAGAUGAGCAAAGGGAGCUCCUUUGACUGUACUUAGACAAAAGACAGUUCCAUAAAUAUAUUAAAAAAUGUGGGUGCUGCAAGGGAAGAAUACAAGGAACCCUGUGUAACAGGCAUCCAGGGGGGCCACCUCCAGAAGGUCCCUGAAGAAAAGGGGAAGAGAGUUCUGGAGAGGGGGAAUGGCACAUGCAGAGGUACUGAGGUGAGGCGAACGUGGGAUACUUUAUUCCAAAGUCAUGAAGCUCGCUUCUUUUGUUGGGUCCUCACAUAUGGUGGCCUGGCCCAUGGGCAUCUGAGGUUGCUGCUCUAGUGGUGGCCAGCCAGGAGACAGCUCUGGGGUGCUUGGCACGGCAUCUGGGCUCAGCCUGAAUUGGCAGCCUGAGGCCUUCCUGAGAAAAGCCCUAGUCUGGGCCUCAGGUGGGUGGUGGUUGGGAAACUGCAGCUGAGUGUUCUCAGGUCCCCAAGUGCUGGCAGGGCCGAGUCCUCCUGGAGGUGGCUAGGGUAACAUGCACACAGCAAGUGUGUUUCUACGUUUCAGACAUUUUCACACACCAGAGACCCUGGGGGCUUCUGAGAGAGGCUGGAGACUGGUGACCUACUAGGCAUCACUGUGACCUGAGGCUUUGGGGCCAGUGAUACUGGAACUAGGAUGGGGGCUGGAGGGAGGAAAAUGUGACGGUCAGGACAGAGGUGGCUUCUGGAUGCCAGUGUGUCCCAGCCUCUGAACUUGGGUGGGCCUGCAUGAGCACUCAGAGUUUCCUGGCUGUUACAGUGUGAAUUUUAAAGCAGCUGCUCAAAACAAUUCAGAAAAUGAGCAUCUGCUGCCUUAGUAACAGGAAAGUGAUGGGUUAUGGAGAGCUAAGCACUGAGCAGUUUCCUCCCAUGCGUCCUGAGACACUGGGCUGGUGGUCUGUGCUGUGCCCAUGUGAGUCACCCAGUCUUGUAGGUGUUCUGUGGCAGAUACUGUCUGCUGAGAGAGCUGGGUGGGCCCCUGCACAGUGUGGCCUGACAUUUCAGGAUCCCCUUGGGGUUUAUACCCUCACGCCCAGGAUUCUGGGGUGGGCUUGGCUUGUGCUGGGCAUGGCCCCAUUCACGUCUGUGAUACUGAUGGUGUGGGUCAAGUUUAUACUCAGAAAGGAGCCAUACAAAGUGAUUCUCAAAACCAUGGCUCAGCCCUGCCCUUGGGACUCCACAGGGGGCUGGUGAAGGAGAUGCAGCUGAAUGGAGGCCCCAGUGCCUGCAGCUGCCAUCCUGCUGUGCCCAUGGCCCUGGGCUCCAGGGGUCAGCAUGGCUGUGUCUCCCUUGAGACUCUGGGCUGAGCUGUCUGUAACACUGUUGGGAGGGUAGGACCCUGUAGCCUCUGGGGCUUUGGAACUUAGGAGUCAAAUCCCCACGCUUGAAGAAAUGUCACAGGGCACGUUCCAUCAUCUGUGCUGGUCCACAGAGGAGCCAAGUCUCCCUGACAUGCUGCACAGAACGAGAGAUGAGGGCAGACGGGUUAAUGCCUGCUUCUGGCCCCCGCUUUUCCCUGUCCCACAGGAAGGAGCCUGACCCACUUGCUUCUUGGGGCCUGUCUUACCAGCACUGCCACCCCCCAUCCCCUCUCCCUAUCGUGCCUUGCAAGUGCCUACAGCCUGGCUGCGAGUAGACCUCUCCUGGGCAUUCCGCUGGUCUCCUUCAUGUGUUAAGGACUGGGCCCAGCAGAGGCUCUCCCAGGGAGGAUGGCAGCCCUUCACACAAUGCCAGACUCCCCGACCACCCAGCUGGAGAGGAUCGAGGAUGGGUCAGAGUGUGAUGCUGACCAGGAGGAGGAGGAGGAGGAAGAAAGAGGGGAAGAGGAGGAGGAAGAGAUAGUAGUGGAAGAGGAGGAGGAGGUAGAGGACGUGGCGCAGGUAGAAGAGGUGGCAGAGGUGGAGGUGGGGGCAGAGGAGGAGGAGGAGGACGAUGAUGACGUGGAGGAGGUCCUGGCAGAGGAGCAGAGUCCAGCAUUGGGGACCCAGGAGCAGCUGAGCCCUGGUGGUGAUGCCAAGUCCCCAGUGCUUCAGGAAAAGGCCCUGCAGGCCUCCGGGCUUCCAGCCACUCCUGGGGAUGAGGACCUGGAGGAGGAGGAAGAGGAGGAGGAGGAGGAUGAUGAUGAGGAUGACUUCCUGACAGCUGGGUCUCAGGGGCUAGUGACCUUUGAAGAUGUGGCUGUGUACUUCUCUCUGGAAGAGUGGGAAAGGCUGGACACAGACCAGCGGGGUCUGUACCAGGAAGUCAUGGAGGAGAACUAUGGGAUUCUGGUGUCCUUGGGGUACCCGAUCCCCAAGCCCGAUCUGAUCUUCCGGCUGGAACAAGGGGAAGAACCAUGGGUCCCAGAUAGCCCCCGGCCUGAGGAGGGAGACAUUGUCACUGGCGUCUACACAGGAGCCUGGUUCUGGACUGAUGACAUGGAGGACCAUGAGGAGGAAGAUGACGAGGACUUCCUGGCAGAGGUGGCUGAGGAGGAGAAUGAGCCCCCGGGGCUGUGGUCAGCGGCCUACGGCGUGGGGGACGUACCUGGGACAUGGGGCCCUGAUGACUCGGAUUCAGCGCAGACUCCAGAGGGGUGGGGGCUUGACCCAGGCAGCCUUGGGAUCCUGGCUGAUGGGUCUGAGGCGAAGCCCUUCCUGCCUAGCAGGGAGCCGGGUGCGAACCUGCUGUCGGCCUGGGCGUUCCCAGCCACGGUGGCUGCUCUUGCCGGCCGGCCAGAAACCACAUGCGACGUGUGCGGCAAAGUGUUUCCACACAGGUCGCGGCUGGCCAAGCACCAGCGCUACCACGCGGCUGUCAAGCCCUUCGGCUGCGACGAGUGUGGCAAGGGCUUCGUGUACCGCUCGCACCUGGCCAUCCACCAGCGCACGCACACCGGCGAGAAGCCUUUCCCGUGCCCUGACUGCGGCAAGCGCUUCGUCUACAAGUCGCAUCUGGUCACUCACCGGCGCAUCCACACAGGCGAGCGGCCCUACCGCUGCGCCUUCUGCGGCGCGGGCUUCGGGCGCCGCUCCUACCUGGUGACGCACCAGCGCACGCACACGGGCGAGCGGCCCUACCCGUGCCCGCACUGCGGCCGCAGCUUCAGCCAGAGCUCAGCGCUCGCGCGGCACCAGGCCGUGCACACGGCCGACCGGCCGCACUGCUGCCCCGACUGCGGCCAGGCCUUCCGCCUCCGCGCCGACUUCCAGCGCCACCGACGCGGUGGCGGCUGUGUGGAGCCCAGUGGCGACGGUCCUCGGCGGGAGUCCAGCGAGGCGCCGGCCACGGUGGGGCCUGAGGAAGCUGAAGCCGAGCCUGAGGGGCCUGAGGCGGGCGAGGUGGAAAGAGAGCCCGAGACCGAGGCUGGGGGCGAGGCGAGAGAGGAGGCGACAGCGGCGGCAGAGGUGCCUACCCCAGGGAGCAAGGAGGAGCCCGAGCAGGACAGGCGGUUCGUGGAGCUGGGCAACGGCCUGGGGGAGGGCGAAGGCCCUUCCUCCCACCCGCUCGGCUUCCACUUUCCUGUGCACCCGAAGUCCUGGCUCCAUCCGGACGGCUUCCCGAUCCUGGGCCUCCCUGACUUCGGGGAGCGGCUGCCAGGGGACGGGCGCCCCUUGCCGGGGCCCAUGGGGGGCCCGCUCUCCCUGGUGGAGGGCGCCGGGCUGGCCUGCGACCCUUUUGGCGCCGGCGGGGCCGGGGGCGGCGGCAGUGGCGGCCUGCGCGCAUUCGGGCCUGCCGUCGGGGGUUUGCUGGCCGAGCCGGCGCCCGCCGCGCUGGCAGAGGAGGAGAGCCCGUGGAUCUGCUCCGACUGCGGCAAGACGUUUGGGCGCCGCGCCGCGCUAGCCAAGCACCAGCGCUACCACGCGGGCGAGCGGCCGCACCGCUGCGCAGACUGCGGCAAGAGCUUCGUGUACGGCUCGCACCUGGCGCGCCACCGGCGCACGCACACGGGCGAGCGGCCCUUCCCGUGCCCCGAGUGCGGCGCGCGCUUCGCCCGCGGCUCCCACCUGGCGGCGCACGUGCGCGGCCACACGGGCGAGAAGCCCUUCGUGUGCGGCGUGUGCGGCGCGGGCUUCAGCCGUCGCGCGCACCUGACGGCGCACGGGCGCGCGCACACGGGCGAGCGGCCCUACGCCUGCGGCGAGUGCGGCCGCCGCUUCGGGCAGAGCGCCGCGCUGACGCGGCACCAGUGGGCGCACGCUGAGGAGAAGCCGCACCGCUGCCCCGACUGCGGCAAGGGCUUCGGCCACAGCUCAGACUUCAAGCGGCAUCGGCGCACGCACACGGGCGAGAAGCCCUUCCGCUGUGCCGACUGCGGCCGCGGCUUUGCGCAGCGCUCCAACCUGGCCAAGCACCGGCGCGGCCACACGGGCGAGCGACCGUUCCCGUGCCCGGAGUGCGGCAAGCGCUUCUCGCAGCGCUCGGUGCUCGUGACGCACCAGCGCACGCACACGGGCGAGCGGCCCUACGCCUGCGCCAACUGCGGCCGCCGCUUCUCGCAGAGCUCGCACCUGCUCACCCACAUGAAGACGCACCGCGGCACGGCGGGGGCGCCCGGGCAGGCGGCGGCCCCAGCCCCCGCGUCCAAGGUCCAAGCGCCCGCCAAGGGGCCACUGGACGUGGGCGCGAUCACCGGGUCGGGGGAGCGCGGCAGCACCCUGCUGGAGUUCGCGGGCGGCACCAGCUUCAGCUCCGAGCACCAGGCGGCCUUCGAAGGGCCCUCUGGGGCUUAUGAGGAGAGCGUCCUGUGAGGGGCCCGAGGCCCAAGGAAGCGCAGCCCGCUAGGCCACCGGCACCUCCCCUGGGCGGCUCGGGCGCAGGCUGCUGCGCGCCCGCCCUAGCUCCUCUGGCCUUGGGGGGCUGAGGGUCCCAGUCCUGGGUGCGGUGCCUUCCCUCAGCCCCCAGUGCGCCGCCCCCGCCCCACGGCCUCGGGUUUUCCUCCCGCCCGGCCCCAGAGAACCGGGCCGCCACGUCCGAGCUCGGCCUGCGGUGUGGGAGCACUCGGGGAGAAGAGCAGCGCGCGGAGACGACUAGGGCAGAGGGCGGCAACGCCAACACGGACUGUGACAUCCCGGGUCUGUGCUGUGAAGUAAAGCGGUAGGGAUGGCAGGCGAUGCUAUUUAUUUUACUCGGAUUCCUAUUUGGGUGGCCGGGGGAACAAGUGACAUAUGAGUCUGUAACUGGGGUUUACAGCGAGGGCGGGGAGCCCUUGCGUCAGGGGAGGGGGGUGGUAGAGGGAAGAGCAACCAGCUGCUCAGGUGGGCCAGCGCUGAUGCCUGGGCUGCCGGUGGGUUUGGCUUAUGACUUCUUCCCAUUCCUCAGUGGGAGACUUCAGGGGCCCUCUGAUAAUUUGAGUGUAUCUGGAAGGUGUUAAGAACUGUGCUUGUGGCUGGGGGGGAGCCUUGUAGGUUUCCAAAGGAUGGACUUCUGAACCCUAACCUAGGGAAAUGGAAAUGCAAAUGGGAAAGCUUUCAUUCUGACUGGGUAUUUAUUUCCCUCUCUUGUAUGGCCUGAAGAAUCUGGGAGGAGAAAAAGCCAGAAACCAAAUUUGUGGCUGGGGCCAAUGGGUUGAGGUGUUUGCAGGGUCCCGAGGGAGUUUGAAGCCUUAAUCUCUGCAGUUGCUCACUCUCCUCACCCCACCUGAGCACUGAGAUCAGCCAGGUGCUAGUCCCACUGGUUGAGUUUUAGUCUCAGCUUCCUCUCUAAGUCCUUUGGUACUCCCACCUCUGGCAACUGGAGGUGGCACACUCAGACAUCUUUGGGGUGCCCUGUGCAGACUCUCAGACCUGGGCUCCCACUUUCAAUUCCCUGGGCUGCCACCUCUUCUCCAGCUGGUGGGCAUAUCCAGCCAUGCCCUUCUGAGCCUAACACUCAUUUAGCAUAAAGUGACUGAAGUUGGUCAAAGGAUUUUUUCCUACAUCCCACAAUUAGUGCCCUACAAUAUCCACAGGUCCCUUUAACUCUGCUUCUGUCAUUAUUCUACACUAGAACAAGUAGUGUUUCUGUUUAGAUUCCCAUUUCAUGGACUGGUCAGUGGAGGCACUAAGAGCCUGGUGGUUUUCACAGUGGCUGUGUCAGGGUGUGGGUGUGGACCUGAGCCCAUGGCUCAAUGACAAACCAAGCACUCAACUAUGCAAGACCCCUGCCUGCUGGGCACCCCACCCUGCAGACUGGGCCUUUGUGAGCCACCGGGUGGGCAGCUGAGGCUCAUAGGAAGCCCCCCUCCCUUCGUGUUUUUGGGCCAGUGUGAGUGGAGCCAGAGAACAGAUUUUGAUGCAACUUCAUUCCCUUUUAGACCUAGUUCCUUCCAUUGUAGUGUAGACAUGGCCUUGGGGGCUGAGAGCCAGCAGCCAGGCUGCUAGGGGCUGAGGGCGGGGUAGGAGGAGUGAUAGUCAGUGGGUGGGAAGAGGGCCUGGGUGGUGUCGGUAAGAAUUCGCCCGGCUGGGUAAGGUUAUUGGGUGGGGUGGUGAGGAGGGCAGGGAUCCCAGGGAGGCAUCAGGAAUGCUGGGCGAUGGCCUCUCCGUCCUGGGAUUCUGCUCUCCCUACAGACAAGAGCCUCAGAAAGGGCCAGGUAAGGUGGACUGGGAAGUUGGUUUGUCUCAGUUCUAGCCCCACAUGGCUGGGGUCUGGCACUGUCCCUGUCACUCCUGAGCCAGCUGCUGCUGCCCUGGCCUGCUGCUGUUGGCAGGAGGACCUAGCUUUAAUAAAGAGUGGAGAAACGAGCAUUCCGACUGGAUUCCAUGUUGUUGCCGCUGCUCGGUGCCUGUCAGGGAGGCUCUGUAAGGCCUCAGGCCCAACUUGCUUCUACAGAUGUUUCUUAGGAGUUUCUCUUUUAAGAAACUAGAAUUGGUCCCAGGAUGGCCCAUGGGAGUCAGCCCAAGAUGAGUUUGUUCCUGUGCCACUUGUGUCUACCAUGUCCUACUGGGAGCCUCCAUGCUGCCACACACUUGUCAUACACACACCUGUCUUGGGACAUAACUGUGCUUAGGGUUGUUGGACAACCUUCCAGUGGUCGAAGUGAGGGGCCGGGUCCCCUUCCUGGUGGUCCAGCCACAGUGUGCCUGGCCCUUUCGUCAGAGGCCCCAGCACCACAUGAAUUUAUCCUGCUCCAAUACCAUGGCAAGGUACACAUCCCAGGGCCCCAAAACACCUUCCUUUAAGCUGACUUUUAUUUUACCAUGUCUCACCACGAGAUCGAAUCUGACUCUGCCAUUCUUUCCCUGUAGGUUUGAGAGGUAUGAACUACGAAGUAAAUUUUCUUAUCAAAUGUGAUGUAGAGGCAUCAGAACAGAGCAACCUAAUGUUUCAAUUAAAAAAACACAACAGACUUGAGUGGCAGAUGUAUACUAAGAUCUAGUUAAAAAGUGGAUGGCCUUGAGGAUCUUAAAAUCUAUUCAGAAAUGCUAAAUAAUUCCUUGAUAGACCUUACAAUUGAUUGGCCAAAUACUUUAUUUUAUGGGGCAGGAGUGAGGGGAAUAUCCUCAAUCCUAUGGUCAUAGAAAAAAUGUAGAUGCCUUUUAUUACCAAGGAGGAAGGAAACCCCAGUGGCCUGUGUGACCUAUGAAAGGUGGCACUGCAGGGGUACUGAGGCUUUCAGCGUCCCUCUCCCCUCUGCCUACCUUUGUUAUUUUCAUUUCUCUUUUGCGGGUUUCUCCAGCCUCUUUCCUCUUCUGAUUCCUUUUCUCCUGACCUUUUCAUUUAAUCAUUUCAAACAUUUCCUUCUCUUUUUUUCCUUUCUCUUACCGGCAACAUGUGGAAUGAAGUAUUUUGAAUUAUUGGUUAUAUCUAUUAAAUAAAAGUUUAUGA
Messenger RNA from Microcebus murinus (gray mouse lemur), 9401 nucleotides. It is a transcript of the gene ZNF316, whose product is annotated as zinc finger protein 316. The record is from RefSeq and is a predicted model, not a curated record. Gene Ontology annotation, biological process: negative regulation of transcription by RNA polymerase II; regulation of cytokine production; regulation of immune system process. Lineage: Eukaryota; Metazoa; Chordata; Mammalia; Primates; Cheirogaleidae. Gene Ontology annotation, cellular component: nucleoplasm; nucleus. Gene Ontology annotation, molecular function: DNA-binding transcription repressor activity, RNA polymerase II-specific; RNA polymerase II cis-regulatory region sequence-specific DNA binding.